Messenger RNA from Dermacentor albipictus, 772 nucleotides. RefSeq lists its product as uncharacterized. The record is from RefSeq and is a predicted model, not a curated record. Lineage: Eukaryota; Metazoa; Arthropoda; Arachnida; Ixodida; Ixodidae.
GAUGUGGGCAUAAAACGGAAAGAAGAACAAGAAGAAGAAGGCAGCCGCCUCGGCGAUGGAGCGCAGCGAAGAAGAAAGCGAGUCGAAGCUUCAUCAAUCCACCGACGACCAGUCCAUCGUCCAGUCCUCAAAUGCGUCAGAAGAUCCCGAAACGCCAUGGAAGUACCGUCGUCACGGCAGCGACAGAAUGGCCCCACAGCGCACCAUGCGCCUGAUUCCGGUGCGGGAUGACGGCAGGCUGUCAGCUUCGGGCAGCCACAGUGCGCAGUUCUCAUUGGACGAGGAAAGCCUGGUGGGAACUGUGAGCGCUCCAUCGGAAGGUGAAUGGCCACGGCCGCGUAAGCCAUCGGCGUACUACCUCUGCAUGCAGCGCUGCACCAUCCUGGCCACUAUGUGUCUAGUGAUCCUGGCCUUCGGCGCGGUCAUUACGGGCGUCUCGAAGAAGAAGAGCCACCACGCCCUGUUCUAUAUCGAGGUGCGGCACACGACAGAACGUACCGAGGCGACGGUGGCAUCCGAUCACACGGUUGUCAAAGGAGGCGACCGCCGCAGGGCGCUCAACUACGACACGACCGAGGGCAACGACACCGUGCCGGGUGGCAUGCCUCUAUUGCGAAACGAGACGAGGCUCGACGUGGACGAGGAAAGCGAGUAGAUCCGUCGGCUGCCAUUAAAGCCUUCAAAACUGCUCAGCCGAUACGCCAUAUCUCUGCUCGAAAAUCUGUCCGAAGGUCCUUAGGUCUUUGAAUAAAUUGCACAUUUAUUAGGAAAA